UAUGCACGUACAGCUAACCCACGCUUUAAAGAAAUAAAUCACACGUAACUUAGGCUAAAAAAGUAUAUUUCUCAGACUCCGCAAAAAGUAACAGGAAGAAAAAAAUUAAUGUAUUAUGUACUGAUAACUUUCCAUACACACCGCCUAUAAGACUUUUUUUUCUUCAGCCUAUCUAAAAACCGUAAGAUUUCAAUUGAUUAAAGAAAUGUUUCUGUUGCUAGGCAAGGAUAAAUGAUAAAGGAUAUGCCCGUCAAUAAGUAACAAGAAAACUGAUUUUAAAAAGUAUUUCAAAUUAUCUCGAACACACUAAAAGGUCUCCGAAAUAAAGGAAAGAAAGAAUGACAGACUCACGAUAUACCACAUUUAAUGUUAAUCAGUCCGGGACUAUUUCUGAUGUUGAUGCCAGCAGACUUUUACAGAAACUUAACGACGACAAGGCUGUACUAUAUAUACCCGUCAUUGUGUACAUGGUUCUACUGAUGCUGGUCGGAAUAGCGGGAAAUCUGAUGGUAUGCCUUGUUUACAUUAAGAAGAAAUUCAAAUGUUCUACUGACUUUUUCAUUUUAAAUCUGGCAUUUCUCGAUUUGCUGACUUGCUUCUUUGGAAUUCCCGUAGAAAUUGCAGAUUUAAGGUAUCCGUACACAUUUGACGCUCCUGUCGCCUGCAAACUUUUCCGAACAGUCGAAUCCCUUAUCAGUAUGGGUUCAACACUGACUUUGAUUGGAAUUGCUGUGGAUAGAUAUAAACGGAUAUGCAGACUUGGAGAGCGCUUCUCUAAUGGAACUGCGAAAAAGAUUUGCGCUGGAGCAGUGAUAGUCGGUAUUUUAACUUGCUGGCCUGCGGCAGUUGUUUUCGGUAAGAAAUCGGUGGACGUUGGGGUACCAGGAAUUAAGGGGAGCGACUGCUCGACAGAUGAUACACAGCGACAUACCGUGUAUCCACUACUUUAUUACGCUCUUGUUUUCCUUUAUUUCUUAAUUUGUGUCGCAGUAGUAACUUUCAUUUAUGUGAAAAUUUCAAUUUUUAUCAGAAGAGGUAAGAAUGAUCUGAUCAAGAGAAAUUUAAACAGAUAUGAACUCAAUGCUGAAUUAACUACAACAACGGAAGUCAGCAAUGAUUCAAAUGCGCAUGCGCCAUCAACAUCUGGUGGAUUCAAGGAACCAACAAUGGUGAACACAAUUAAAACUUUUAGAACAACCGUGAUAUGUAUAGCCAUUACAGUAGCUUUCAUUGUUAGUUAUCUACCGUUUCUCGUGGUCAGGGUCACAAGAAACAUCAAGAAAGAUUUCGAGAAGACCCUUUCAUCUUCAACGGAAGUCGUCUACAAGUUUUGUUUGAAAUCUUACUUUAUAAACGACGCCAUUAAUCCUGUUAUCUACAGUUUCCUCAAUGCAGCAUUCCGACAGGAAGUAGUCAGAAGAUUCAUAUGUAAAGCAUGCUAUAAAUAAUCCAAACACUGACAGCUGGGAACUAGUUAAUACCGUAUUUCUCUGGAGUGUUUUUCUUGCAUGUGAGAAAAAUAAUUUUUAAUUGUCAUAAAAUCUUAAU
This is a messenger RNA of Saccostrea cuccullata (small rock oyster), 1548 nucleotides long. Its product is annotated as neuromedin-U receptor 2-like. Bases 339 to 1448 code for a protein of 369 amino acids. Gene Ontology annotation, biological process: G protein-coupled receptor signaling pathway. The transcript has a single exon. Gene Ontology annotation, cellular component: plasma membrane. The record is from RefSeq and is a predicted model, not a curated record. Lineage: Eukaryota; Metazoa; Mollusca; Bivalvia; Ostreida; Ostreidae. Gene Ontology annotation, molecular function: G protein-coupled receptor activity.